Molecule: messenger RNA, 603 nt
Organism: Lotus japonicus
Lineage: Eukaryota; Viridiplantae; Streptophyta; Magnoliopsida; Fabales; Fabaceae
Product: 40S ribosomal protein S28
Exons: 2
Coding region: 152-349 (65 amino acids)
Biological process (GO): ribosomal small subunit assembly; translation; maturation of SSU-rRNA
Cellular component (GO): ribosome; cytosolic small ribosomal subunit
Molecular function (GO): structural constituent of ribosome
Source: RefSeq, a predicted model, not a curated record
GGGUAAAAUCGUCCUUUACAAAUGUCUUGCUUCUAUAAAAUAAAGGCCACAAAUUAGGGUUUUCGUUCGCUCAUUCAUCUCCGAAGCAAGAAGAAGAGAAAGCAGCCGCAUCCCCAGCCUCCUCCUCUUCCUCUCUGCUCACAAAUUAGGGAUGGAAUCUCAGGUGAAGCAUGCUAUCGUGGUCAAAAUUAUGGGCCGUACUGGGUCUAGGGGUCAAGUGACUCAAGUCAGAGUCAAGUUUUUGGAUGACCAGAAUCGUCACAUCAUGAGGAACGUCAAAGGACCAGUCAGGGAAGGUGACAUCCUCACCCUUCUCGAGUCUGAGAGAGAAGCAAGAAGGUUGCGCUAGAGGAGCUCUCAUGCUUUGGUUCAGGAUUUGACGAACCGUUUUUGUUUUGUUUUAGCUAGUUGAUGCUACUUGUUCGUGUCAUGAUCUUAAUUUAUGCAUCUAUUAUUACUUGAAUUUCAUGUCUACACUUCAUGUUGUUGAAUUUUGAGUAAAUCUGUGCUUUGACUAUAAGUUUUGUCCUUCUAUAUUGGCCGCAUGAGACCUUGAGCCCAUAUGUUUAAACCUUAUUAAAAGUGUGAAAAUUUUCUGGACUA